GUUUAGCUUUAAAAAAAAAGAAAAAGAAUCUCCCUCGGCAACCAAUUAGCAACUGCAACAACACACCGGAAGCGGAAGAGGUCGAAUACUAUUAUCACAGACGGAUUGCAGGAAGGACCUACUGGAGAAUUGUUUUGCGAUAAAAGGCUGAAAAGAAUUCAUGGAGCUUACUGAACUUCCUAGAGGCCUUAGCACACUCCUUCAGAGUCAGGAUAUUAUUCCAGUUGAGGUAUACUGAAAGCAAGCUGGAUGUGGCCACUGGAAGCAGCACUGUUUUUGACACCACCAUGGACACUAAAAAAGCACCAAGCAGUGCAACUCGUAAAAUAAGCCGCAAAGAUGGAAGAUAUCUGGAAGACUCUAAUACACAUAUCAGCAAAUCUGUACAUCGAAGCAGAUCCAGUAGGGAAAAGUCUUCUCGCAGCCCCUUGCGUGCCACUACUCUGGAGAGUAAUGUAAAAAGUCAUGUAGCAUUCAGAGAGCCCUUAGCUUCAUACAGGGAUGCUAGUGCCUCCUCAACUCCUAAUGAGAGGGAUAUCUUACAGCCAGCACUUGGCCUUAAUGCUGGUGAGCGAGAGGAAAGGGACUUUGAAAGCACACGUUCAUCAGCAGUGGCCAACACUAAUGUUCGAUACCUAAAUGACCCACCUGCAAUUGAUGCAUUGGAGUUGAGGUUAUCUGGAUCCCCCAAUGAACUUGCAAAUUCUGCUCUGCACACUUACAGAGGAGUAAGAGCAUUUGAGACUCUUCAGCCAAACACAUCAUUCAACUCCUCUAACAAUAGACUAGAAACUUUGAAGAGGCGGCAACCAGAUGCUAAACUUGAGAAGCUGAAAGAGCGCAUACGUCGUCAGUGGGAGCUUGCUGGAGAGAAGGAUGUUAGAGAGGGAUUGCAUUCUUCAGCACAUUACUCCGAUCCCACUGCUAAUGCAAAAACUCGCAAAGUGACAUCUGCACCACCAGCACCUGUUUACAAAGGUUUCAACCCACCAGACAAAAAAAUUUCUACUUUAGAUAGUAAGCUUUGCAAGGGAGAGGACAGUUCACAGCUGUAUGGAACCCUUCAACCUUCAUUCCGAGAGGGAAUUUCUACCAAUGAGACAUCUCAAAUGAAGAAGUCCUCUAGACCAGUGCGGAAAGUUCAGAGACUGGUUGAUGGAGGGAGCACAGGGAUCCCUGAGAGUAAACCAGUAAAGGGAAGCAUCAUAAGCACGUCUUCAUGGAGAGAUGGGCAGAAGUUGGUAAAACAGCUCUUGGGCCCCACACCCAAGAUUGAAAAGGAACUUAAAGGUCUGUCUGAUGACAAACAUACCCUUAAGGCAACACCUCCGUUUGAUGGACCAAUAAAUAAGAGGCAAGGCUUCUGUGAAAAAGAUGCUGGCAAGAGGUCUGUGUCCAGUGAAAGGCAAAUAAAGGAGAUUACGAAACCCAGGGGAAAACAAAUCCGCAAAAGAUCUUUGUCACAGGAGAAACAGAUGGAAAAUGAAGAAUUGUCCAGUAAAUCAGCAGCCAGUUCUGUGGGUUAUUCUGAAGCAGUUCGUGAAAUUGAUAAAUACUGCAGGGAUCCAGCUCCCACCACAAGUUCCCAGAAUGAUGACAAAAUAAGGUCGCAUGCAACUCUGGACAACUAUAAUAAGUAUCAAACAGAACCUGCAGAAUUAAAGAAAGAUUUUCUGCCCCUGGAGAUCCAAUGCAUUUUGGAUGACUUGCAGCUUGACAGUGGUAUUGAAGGACAAAAGCAGACAAGAGGCAGAAGCAAAAGUCCUACCAAACGAAAACCGGGAAAAUCACAUGCCCCUCAAGAACCCCACAUCUCCUCUAAGAGAAGGCAUUAUGAUACAGAGCAAGUACGUCUAUACAUUCUUCGUCAACAGGAAGAGAGAAAAAGAAAGCAUAAUGAGGAGAAGGAAGCACAGAAGCAAGCAGAGGAGCAAAAGAACAAACGUUUGCAGGAGCUCUAUCAGAAACAGAAAGAGGCUUUCAGCAAAGCAAAAGGUUGUGCUACUGGGCAGUAUGUUCAAGAGAGAGAGUUACAGGAUGUUAUUUACAAUCACAAAAUAGAGCCAAAGAUACAACAGCCUCCUGAAACUGUCCCAAGACUGAUGCUAAGGCAUGCCUGGUCUGAUCUAUCUGCACAAGAAAAGCAGCCCAAGGUUUUAUAUCAGCCUUCUGGGGAGUCUGACAAAGAAAACAAGGGUCAGGAAAGACCAACAAGUGCCUCUUCAGGAAGUGAUCUCUCCCUCUCUGAGCCUCUGCAACCACUACUUAGGAGUGACCUGGCGGACACAUACAAUCCAACAUUGGACAACAUAUCCUCUAAGGGUCCACUACCUCAAAGUCUUAAUCAGACAAAAGGGGGUGAUUUAAUUCUUUCUCGGUUCCUAACUGUUCCCAAAGACUUAGAAUCUUUGCUUAGCUCUAGGAAAAGCACUGCAAAUCCAGAAACCAACAAAACGUACUUUCAAACAAAACCUCCCUCUAAUUUUCGGACCAACUUGGAUCGGAUUGAGUCUUUAAAGGCUACCGCAGUGUCUUUGUCCUCUAGAAUUGAGAGUGAGGCUAAAAAAUUAGCUGGAGGUUCACUAGCCUUUCCGUCAACUUGGGGCCCUGAACCUGAUCAUAUAAAUAAUAAUACAACUAUUUGGAAAAAACCUGAUAGCCCACCUGAGCGAGAUGGUGGGGAUGAUAUUUUUUCAGCUAGAAUACAGAAGAUGAUUGGUACUUGUGAAAGUCACUUUUCUCAGAAGGACCUUCCUGGAGCUAAUGAUCUGUACAAAAAACUUCCAGAUGAAUUUCUUUCAAAUAGAAACAUCACACAUGGGGGACGUGAGGUCAUAAAUGACAGAAGGCCAUCCCCAGGAAGAGAUGAAAGAUGUAGGAGACCUACUGAUGUUUCCAGUAAUACCAGCCCCUUACAAAACUCUAGCACCAGUUCAAUUAGUGAGGGGUCACUGUUGAGUGAAGGGAGCUUGUCAGAGGGUGAAGGAAUUCCUAGAUGUGGGUCACCACUUUUCUCAAACAAAUUAUUAAAAACAAAAGCAUUUUGCAUGAAGGACCAAGGAUCAAAAAGCAAAUCCUUGGAGCUGCUUGAUGAAUUUAAGAGAGAAGCAGAAAAAUAUGAGCCGUUGGUGACAUCUAGUGCCAAAGGACCCUGGGAAGAGCUUGCAAAAGGGAGCCCAAACAGUGUUAUUAACAUCUUUACCAAGUCAUGCCAACUUUAUAGCAAAGAACUGGAUGGAAGGUUGGAGCGAAAUUCGCCAGCGCUAAAGCCUCCGUAUACUUCAGCCAGCCCCCAAAACAGUGUCUCGUAUGCAGAUGAUUUUAAUUCAUGCCAAGUCAGUCAAAGUGGCAAUCAGAUAGUUCGACAGCAGAGCCUGGACACCAGUGUUUCCAGUGUCAAUGAAGAACUUCCCAAGUCUAGGAAUGAGGGUUCAUCAUCCAGUUCCUCGGGAGCAAGAUCUGCAUCCUCUUCUGCAUCAUACUUAUCUCAGGAAGGAAGCAAGCUGAAAAAAUCUUUUCAGAAUGACAGCUCUCAUUUUCCCCUGGAAGACCAAAGCUCCUCGUCCUCCAAACAUAAAAACCUUGCAAGCAAACACACACCUUUGUCACCUGGGAGGGAGCCAUCAGCUGGCAAUGGCACUGACACUGAUAGCACAAUUGGAGAUCUUUCCUCUCGUUCUGUGACAAGCUUUGACUCAGGAAGAGAUGUGAAAAAUCGUCACACAAAUGUCACAGAAAUUGGAGCGCAAAUUCCAGCACCAACUACCACUACAACUACCGGAGGCUCUGUAACACAACCAUCAGAUUUAGUGUCUGGCACUGUGCAAGGGUCCAAACAUUAUUCACCUAUGGUACUACAACAGCGCAUGUCCGCAGAGUUGAACUAUCUUAGUGCCAUGGAGGAGUCAGUGCGACAGCUAUGUGAUGUGGAACGUGUCCGUGGAAUUUCACUGGCUCAACAGGAAACUGUGUCAUUAGCACAGAUCCUGAAGGCUCAGCAGCAACGCCACGAGCAGAACAUGGCUGCUCUGAGGCAACAGGCAGAGCAGGAAGCCCAGGCAAGCUUGAGGCAACUAGAAGACGCACGUCAAAAAGCUGCACAGGCCCAAGCUGAAAUUCUACAGAGGUUCCAGAAGACACUAGAUACAUCCAAUCCAUUGAAACAAGAUCAGGUGUUGGAGGAAUUAGCUCACAGUUACUUGUCAUCCAGUUCUGAUCGAACAAUAAACUCACUCGAUGAUCCACAGAAUCUGCAGCGCCCCUUUGGAAUUUGGAAAAAGGAAUCAAACUCUCUGUCUACAUCCCCCCAACCUACCAGUAGUGCCUCAAGUAUUAAAGAGCAUCUGCAAAGCAGUAGUUGUCAUGAAAGUCCACCCACCUCCUCUGUCACUGAAGCAAUCAGAAGUGAAAGUAACACGGGGGAAAGCAUUGCUGAGGAACUUGCAACACCGGGGAAUGAGAGUUUACAAGAAAAUAGCAUCUCAACCAUACACGAAAAAGAUUCACAGUCCACAGUCUCUGUUAAUGAAGAAGGCAUGGAAGAACAAUCAUUCCGCUCUUUGCUGCCAUCAGAGGCUCAUCGCCGAGGAAGCCUAGAAAGACAGCGCAGCCAGAGGCAUGAAUCUGAUGAGGAGAGCACCCCUGAGAAGGAGCUAAGUGGCCCUUUUGCAAGUGGACAGGACAGUUUUUGGAAAUUCACUUUGGAGAUGGUGCGUCAGUACAUGCAGGAAGGAGAAAUGCGCUCAGCACACCAGUCUGCUCUUCUUCGUCUGCGUCAAAAAGCCCUCAAAGAUAAAACUAAGGCAGAGCUUGCCUGGCUGGAACACCUAAAGAGGAGGUUGCGUGAUAAAGGAGAGGAUGAUAAAAUGCCUCCUUUGAGGAAGCGCCAGCGUGGUCUGUUGCUAAGGCUACAACAGGAGCAGGCUGAAAUUAAGCGUCUCCAAGAAGCAAACAAAGCAGCUCGUAGAGAGAGACAGCUUAUCCUUAAACAGCAAGAGGAAAUCCAGCGCAUUCAGAACAGCACUUUGAGACUGCAGGAAAAGCUUAAAUCUGCAGAGAACGUGGAGCAUCCCAGUGAACUGGAAAUCCAGCCAAGUUCUGCAUCCAGCCAUGUUGCCUCUGAUGCAGAUAGUCGCAGCCCAUCACCUGUAUCUGUAUCUGGAAGUGAGACGAGCAGCAUUAUGCAGAAACUACGCAAGAUGCAUAGUCACAUGGAUGCCAAAGACAUCUGCCCUGUUCACUGCUUCUUCUCUGUCUUUACGCCCCAGCACUGGGCCUCUCUCAGUGUGUGUUUUCCCAAACUUCACCCCAAAUUCCAGCUCUAUAUCUGCCGCCAACUGCUCAGAUUCUUAACUAAAAGGGAGCAACAGCUGGUACAGAGAAGGUUACAUGCCCAGGAAUUACUGGAGUGGAAACAGAGACUGGACGAGGAGGAACUUGAAAUUAGGCAUAUAGAGAAGCAAGCAUUAGCUGCAUGGGAUAACCAGAAAACCAACAAAAGAAGUAUCUUGGAUGCCAGAGACAAAGUGGUAGAAGAAAAGAAUGAAAAAGAAGGCUCUUCAGUCCCAUCCAGUCCUUCAGUGCAAACAAACACCUCUGGGAGCCUCCCGCCAGAGUAUGUAGCCUCUGAGCUCAGCGAGGCAGCCAUCAGUGAGAAAAUCCUGGAACAGACUGAGGAGCACAGCAGCAUCUCCGAGGAACUGCUCCCAUUGUCACAUAGCAAAGGGUCUCUACUUCAAAGCAACAAAUCUCUAAGGGGCGGAGAAUCAAGCAAGGAUAGUGUUGUUGGGCAGCAAACGCAUACCCCACUGAGACCACACCACUCAUCUCAUACAUGGUCUGAAGAAUCAUUGUCCAUAACACAUUCAGAGACCACAUCUGAUCAGAGUGAUAUUGAAGGUCGUAUUCGAGCACUGAAGGAUCAGUUGAAAAAACGCAAGUCAGUAGUGGAUAGUUUGAAAAGAGAACAGAAAAAAAGGCAAAAAGAAAGGCUUCGAGCACAGGAAGCCAUUCUACUUCAGCAACUGAAGUCGUAUGAUGAGUAUAUCCUAAAGACACAAGCUGAACUCAGUGAAGAACAUGGAACAGCAUCUGCUCCAAAAAAUGCUUUGGCUUCAACUGGGACAAACCUUACAAAAUCAGACUUAACUUCCAGGUUUGUUGAUACACCUACAUAUAAGACGGUGAGCGUGAAUGAGAAGCAAGUGGACUUCACUACUGAUGGAAGUGUUAGCCAAGAAAUCUCCUCUGCCAGCAAUAACGAGGUUUCAAAAAAGACUACAUUGGAGCACUCAUCUGUUACUGUCUCUUCUAAAGAUAAUGAAAGUUCUACCAUCCAACCCCGUCCAUUGUCUCCUCCAUUAAGGGAUCGCUCACUUACGGCAACUCCUGACAGUCCAGCGUCCAGUAUCCACUCAGAGAUCCCGGAAGAGAUGCUAGAAAGUCACUUGUCUGAAUCACCUCUUCCUGCUGCUUUAAACCUUAACCUGAGGAGCCCAACACCAGAAGAAAAAGUGUACCUUAGUAGAGAUCACUCCUAUUCUGAUGAUUUUGAGGCUUCUGCUCCUUUUAGGCAUUCAGUAUCUGAAACUCCUCGUGAGGAGCUGGAGGUGUCCUACGCAACUACUCCUGGUAGAGAACUUCCCAGUGAUCAUGAGGAGGAGCAUAGUGAAUCCAGGUCAGCAAGUCCACAUGUUGUAGAGUCCUCGACUAUAAACCCACCUUCGCAUGAUCUCUUGAUCUCCAGUGAAAUUACUGAUCCUCUUGCUCAACUUUGUUUGGGAGACAGGGUUUUGGUGAGUGGAGUUCAACCUGGUACAUUACGUUUCAAAGGGACAACUCUCUUUGCAGAAGGUCUGUGGGCAGGCAUAGAGCUUGAUAUGCCAGAAGGCAAUAAUGAUGGAUCUCAUGGAGGUUCACGCUAUUUUAACUGCAAACACCAGUAUGGUAUAUUUGCCCCUCCACACAAAAUCACUUUUUUAUCACAGGGAAAGCAAAUUCAACUUCAUAAAGAAGAAUACUUCUUAAGUGGUGAAGCGUCUCUUGACCAUAAAAAUGAGACUGAUGUUGGUCUAGCUGAGCCAAAAUCUGAACAGAAUGCAACACUGGAAGUUACAGAGCAUCUUAUUGAAUCUCAAGAUAAAACCGAUCAAAAUCUGUUUCUUAGCGGUGAUUUUAACCUUGACAUAACUACAGAAACCCCUUCUGUCAAGGAGGAAGAGAAAGAGCCCAACACACCUCUUGUAGACUUGUUAAUCAAAGAUGAAAAUGAGCCAGAUGCCUUAAAGGAGCAAGCACCCAAUCUUAACAUACUUUCAGAAAGUCUUAUGCAGUAUUGCCUGAAGGAUACAAUUAGCUACAUCCAAAAUUUACGCAAACAACGGGAAGAAAAGAUUCAGCAAAGCAACCAAGAGCUACAUAAUUCUCCCACCACCAGCAGCCUUUACCUUAAUAACAAAGAAGCACCAAAUGAUGAUAUACAUCCACAAUUGGAUCUGGCAGAGAUUGAGCCAGGUUGUAGCCUCCUCUCUGUCUUUGCCGAGGAGCCUGACUGGUUUGAUGAAGAUUUUGGACUGAGUACCUGCAGAGCCCAGCAGCGAGAGAUGAAGCAGGCUCAGCUUGUCGAGCCCACCCCAGAGCCUUGUUUAUUAGUACCAGAGCCCAUACCCAAGCCCUUACUUCCAUUGCUGCAACCAGAACCUUUCUUGGCAGUGCCCCACACUGCACUGAAAGUGGAGCAGCUUGUGUGUGUGGCUGCAGAUGAGCUCUGGAAAUGGAAAGAACUAAGUGGAGAUCUUCAGGAGAUCCGUAAAAUGUAUGCACAGGAUGGUGAUGAAGAACAAAACCCAGCAAGAUGUGCUUACAAGGCGGUGGUAUUUGACCUAACACAUCAAAUAUUUGAGGAGAUAUGCUGUUCAGAUCAAAUGGAGAUGCAGCCUGCUUGGAAGAAGCCUUCCAGAGUGUCUCCAACAUAUGCCCGUCGAGUGAGAGAUCCACACAACCUAGAGGAAAUCAAGUUUAUCCUUAUUGAUGAAGUUCUCAGUCUCCUGAGUCUGAAGAAAGAACAAAACCACAAAACAGACUGGCAGAGAAUGAUGAAGUUUGGAAAGAAGAAAAGAGACCGAGUAGAUCAAAUUCUGGUAAAAGAACUGCACGAGGAGGAAGCACAGUGGGUAAAUUAUGAUGAGGAUGAAUUGUUUGUGAAGAUGCAGUUGGCUGAUGGGAUUUUUGAAGCCUUAAUUCAGGAUACAGUGCAUGUUCUUCAAAGCAUCCAGCAAAAGAAAAAUCUCUUGAUGCUGGUUUAAUACUACCGUACCUCUCCUGGUCUUCACCGCACGUGACUUGUGAACAUAAGGGCUCUAUCCAUGAGGAGCAAAGAGAUGGAGAUGGUGCUGUGCAUAGAAAUGAAAAGUUUUGCACCCUGUAAGAAGUGACCGAUAGUAGGUUCCCGUACUGCUACUUGAAUUGUGAACCAGACACUAUGGUCCCUUCAUUUGUAAAUGUUAAUGUCCCCCUUUAAAUUAUUUACAUAUCAUAAAUUGUUUUCAGAUGAAUCUGUUCAAUCCAAGGAAGGAAUUUCCAUGCAGUUUCAUAUUGCCUUUAUCAAGGCCAAACUGUAAGAAGUAUAAAGGGUGUGUGAUGCUGACAAGGGUUAUAAAUUAGCAUGAAAGCGUGUGAGGUAGGGUGUGUACAGCUGCCUCAUCAAGUGUCCUUAAUUUCUUGUAAUACUUGAAAAGUUGGGUGUACAGUGUCUCGUGUAGGCGAUUGAAUCUCUCCCAAUGUAAGUCUUGUGAGAAACAGAUGGAAAAAGCAUUUCUUUUACAAAACUGUUUUCAUGUAAAUGAACAAUACAUGACAAGGGGGUAACAAAGGAUCAACAUAAUUUAUUAAAUGAAUUCUACCACAAUACACUCAUUUUUCAAGAACAUUGGUCAAAUAAAACCUAGAAGUAGUGUAUGUAAGCAGAAUUUGCAUUGUUUUCAAAUCUCUAUCAAAGAUGAUCUCAUGGAAUUCUCUUCCCUCCAGUACAUUUCACUUAUAGCACUUAAUCACACUCUUUUACUGAGUUCCCUGUAGUCUGGAAGUCUCCAGCUGUUGCUGGGGAGAUUUUAAAUUUUUUUUUUACAACACGGCAGUCAGUCAGUACAUAGUGUAAUAUGGUUAGCUAAUGUGGUCAUCACUUUCUACGAGGCCAUCAGUCAUUGUAUGCAGCAGAUAUAAGCUACUACUGAAUCUGAGCUGGUCAGUCAGUGUGUUAUCAUAUGACCUCUAGUGGUUGUGGUGAGAUCAGCAACCAAACAAAAUGGCAGGUGCUAACCCCCAAGUCAGCCAUUUGUUAGAUCUGUAUUCAUGUAAUUGGGUCAGUCAAACAAUAGACUGAAUAAAUCUCCGUCAAAGCAGCACCUUUAGAGUGGCAUAGUUGGUCAACUUUAGAAUCACAGUAAAGAUAACACUAUUUUAAUAUCGGUACUAGCAACUGUUUUUGUGGCAUGUCAAUUACCUUGAAUCAAUGGACUAAACACUGUGAUAAAUGUCAUUACAUGGCACUAGUGGGGCAGAUGCCCACUUACUCAGAACUGAAAAAAAAGCUUUACAUGAACCAUCAAUACUAUGCACUGGUAUAGGACCUAGAAAACGUCAACAAAAAUGUCAUUAAUUUAUUUUUAUUUGCAUUAUAAUCUUUUCAUUUGCAUGUUACUCCUAAACCAUCUCAACUGUGUUAAAGGUAAGACAGCUGAUGUCCUGGACAAAGCAGCACAAAAGAGGCUGUGCCUGUAAUAUCACUUUUUUUCAGAGAAAGAGAGUCUGCUCAGCAUUGGCUCCUCUUGCAGAUCACUUCAAGGUGUCACUGGCAGCAGACUUGGAUUCUCUCCAGUGCUGUUGCCCACAAUGCUGCAUUGUAAAUCCUUUGUUUUGUAUAGGUCUGGUAAAAGCCAACAGGAAAAUGUACUGUAACAAACAUAGAAAAAAAAAAGCUGUAAAUAAAUAUUGAUUUGAG
Xenopus laevis (African clawed frog) is the source of this 9997-nucleotide messenger RNA. RefSeq names its product centrosomal protein 350kDa L homeolog (gene cep350.L). The transcript is spliced from 38 exons. The record is from RefSeq and is a predicted model, not a curated record. Gene Ontology annotation, molecular function: microtubule binding. Bases 288 to 8303 code for a protein of 2671 amino acids. Gene Ontology annotation, cellular component: centrosome. Gene Ontology annotation, biological process: microtubule anchoring. NCBI's taxonomy places the organism in Eukaryota, Metazoa, Chordata, Amphibia, Anura, Pipidae.